AUGGGUCCAGUUGUGGUUUUGGUGCUCAGUCUGUCCUUUCUGCUUUUCCUCUCAUUGUGGAGACAGAGCUCUGGAAGGGGAACUCCCCCCGGCCCUACUCCUCUCCCAAUUAUUGGCAAUUUCCUCCAAAUCAGUGUGAAUGACAUCCACCAAUCCAUAGACAAUUUUUCUAAAACCUAUGGCCCAGUGUUCACUCUGUAUUUCGGCUCCCAGCUUAGUGUGGUAUUGCAUGGCUAUAAGGCAGUGAAAGAAGCCCUCAUUGAUCAUAGGGAAGAGUUUUCUGGAAGAGGAAAGAUCCCAAUUUUUGAUAAGAUUUCUAAAGGACGAGACAUUGGUUUUAGCCGUGAAAAUGUAUGGAAACUCACAAGGCAAUUCACGCUCAAGACCCUGAGGAAUUUGGAUAUGGGAAAAAGGACCAUUGAGUCCUGAGUGCAAGAGGAAGCACAGUGGCUCAUGAAAGAACUAAAGAAAACCAAUGGCUCACCCUGUGAUCCCCAAUUCAUCAUAGUAUGUGCUCCCUGCAACGUGUUGUGCUCCAUUAUUUUCCAGAAUCGUCUUGAUUAUGAAGAUAAGGAUUUACUUAGCCUGACAGAAAAAUUGAAGGAAUGCGCUAAAUUAUUGAGAUAUCCCUGGUUUCAGGUUUGCAAUGCAUUCCCUAUACUUUUUGAUUAUUGUCCAGGAAGUCAUAACAUAGUUUUAAAAAUUUUUGCAUAUAUUAAGAGUUAUAUUUUGGAGAAAAUUAAAGAACAUGAAGAAUCAUUGGAUGUUACAAACCCUCAGGACUUUAUUGAUUACUUACUAAUUCAACGACUUAAGGAAAAUGGCAAACAGCAGUUGAACUAUACUCUCGAACAACUGGCAUCAUUUUUGAGUGCUCUGUUUUUUGGUGGGACAGAGAUAUUAAGCUCAACAAUGAGAAUUUGUUUCCUUCUCUUGAUGAGGCACCCACACAUCACAGCUAAAGUCCAGGAAGAGAUUGACCAUGUGAUUGGGAGGCAUCGCAGCCCCUGUAUGCAGGACAGGAGGCACAUGCCCUACACAAAUGCCAUGGUACAUGAAGUUAAGAGAUUCAUUGACUUUGCUCCACUUAGUGUGGUGCAUGAAGUGAUCUGUGACACUAAAUUCAGAAACUACUUCAUACCCAAGGGAACAAAGGUAAUAAUAUCACUGAAAUCAGUGCUGCAUGACAGCAAGGAGUUCCCCAACCCAGAGACGUUUGACCCUGGCCACUUUCUAGAUGAGAAUGGAAACUUUAAGAAAAGUGACUACUUCAUGCCUUUCUCAGCAGGAAAACGAGUGUGUGUGGGAGAGAGCCUUGCCUGCAUGGAGCUUUUUCUAUUCCUGACCACUAUUUUACAGAAUUUCAAACUGAAAUCUCUGGAUGACCCAAAGAACAUUGAUACAGCACCAGUAUGUUCUGGACUUGUUUCAGUGCCUCCCACUUUCCAGAUGUGCUUCAUUCCUGUCUAAUGAAGACCACUAAACAAAAAUGAGGAUGAGGAAAGCUCCUGCUGUGAUGUUUUCUGAAAUCACCCACAGAAGCCUUCAUUCACCAUGUCUCAGAAAUGCAAUUGAGUAUUUCUCCAUUCUCAUAGCUUCUCUUCUCUAAUUGCCCAAGGAUAUCAGUUCUCCAUUACACAGUUUCUGAAGUCAAUGAAAAAUAUCAUGAAGGAAAAAACUCACUGCAAAUAAAAGGGUUCUGUAAUUAUCUGCUUCUAAAUCCAUUUUGAGAGCCCGUAAGGGAAAAAAGAACAAAGACAGAGCUCUGAUCUCCACAUAUGCCUUUAGAGCUUUGUACACACACACACACACACACACACACACACACACACAUACACACACAGCCUAUUCUCUUCCCCUGUAAAUACAUAUGGGAAAGAAUUUAUUGGUGAGGAAGACAUGAGAAAUCUCUUUAACUAGGCAUCUCCUAAAGUAACUAGAAUUGUUUAUAUUUUAAACAUAUAACUGUAAUCAGGAGUAGCUUCAGACUGUACAAAAACAAGGGUGUAAUACACUGUCUGGGUGAGUCCACUCUCGCUUUGUCGUUACCCAAAUCAAAAUUAAAACAUUUAAAAUCUGUUUUAAAAUGAAGAGGAAUAUUAAGUUUGUCUCCCAUCUUAAACCUGAGCAAGUGUUUCACUUUCAUAUUGCUUACUUUGUCUCUAAACUCCUCUGUCCAUUCCAGCAAGAAUAACAGUCACAGGAAGUAUCACAUUUUAUCAUUGUUAGUUGAUUAAUCCCUUCCCACAUCAUUGAAUGUUAAUAAAUGAAAAUACAUUUAAAAAGGUAAAUCUAUUAGAAAAUGCAAGAAUCAUGAAAUCAGCACAGUUACUUAACACAGUUCCAGAAAAGAUGUUCAGAUUGCUACAAUCUCUGUUUUGAUGUCUCUUUCUUUGGAUUCUGGUUUCUGCAUGUUGCAUUCUUGAGAACUUUCUGCAUUAUGAUUUUUGUGUCUUUUUCUCAGAAAAUUAUAUCUUAGUCUUUUUAGGAAAACUCUAAAA
Molecule: messenger RNA, 2501 nt
Organism: Grammomys surdaster
Lineage: Eukaryota; Metazoa; Chordata; Mammalia; Rodentia; Muridae
Product: cytochrome P450 2C13, male-specific-like
Biological process (GO): xenobiotic metabolic process
Cellular component (GO): cytoplasm; intracellular membrane-bounded organelle
Molecular function (GO): iron ion binding; heme binding; oxidoreductase activity, acting on paired donors, with incorporation or reduction of molecular oxygen, reduced flavin or flavoprotein as one donor, and incorporation of one atom of oxygen
Source: RefSeq, a predicted model, not a curated record